UGUAAAUAACCCCGGUCUCCUAGCAACGCGGGCCGGGCCGCAGACCGGCGGGGCGGCCCACAUCGCUCAGGCGCGAGCCGGAACCCCGAGCCGGAGCCGAAGGGGAGCCGAAAACCAGAGCUUAAGAAUAAGCAGGAAAUGGCGGACGAGGCGUUGUUUUUGCUUCUCCAUAACGAGAUGGUGUCAGGCGUGUACAAGUCCGCGGAGCAGGGGGAGGUGGAAAAUGGACGCUGUAUUACUAAGCUGGAAAACAUGGGGUUUCGAGUGGGACAAGGAUUGAUAGAAAGGAAAAAUACUGUAUUACUUCUAGUUGAUCUUUUUAGGUUUACAAAAGAUACCGCGAGGUUCAAGGAUGAGUUAGAUAUUAUGAAGUUCAUUUGUAAAGAUUUCUGGACUACAGUAUUCAAGAAACAAAUCGACAAUCUCAGGACAAAUCAUCAGGGCAUCUAUGUACUUCAGGACAACAAAUUCCGUCUGCUUACUCAGAUGUCUGCAGGAAAACAGUACUUAGAACAUGCAUCUAAGUAUUUAGCAUUUACAUGUGGCUUAAUCAGAGGUGGUUUAUCAAACUUGGGGAUUAAAAGUAUUGUAACAGCUGAGGUGUCUUCAAUGCCUGCCUGUAAAUUUCAGGUGAUGAUACAGAAGUCAUAGAACAUACUGAAAUGCAAUGCUUCAACAGUGUAAAGAGUUAAAUUAUUCAUGUAUAAAGUAUUUCAAGUAGCAAUGAUUUAAUUAAAAUUGUUGGACAUUUGUGUUAUAUAAGCUAUUUGCUAACUUAUAUAAUGAAAGAUGUACUCUUAAGCAGGACUAAGGUUGUAUUUUAUCAGUUUAACAUAGGUCAAGUUAAUGCAGAUAGAGACAUUCUACCAUAACAUACACUUUAUUGAAUCUAUUCAGAAUGAAAAAAUCCUAAUUUCAAAUAAAUAAACACCAAGAUGUAGGAUCCUUAUUUUAACAUUUCUACUUGCUUAGGGAUGGAUGUUUAACCACAGAUGGAAAAGCAAAACUCAGGGUUUGAUAAAUUAGAAUAAAAAAAGAGCCAGAAUCAUUUGUGUAAGAAUGAACAAAUUUUGAUUCCUUUAUGAAUUUUAGUUAUUAAAAAAAGCAAACGGCACACUAAA
This is a messenger RNA of Myotis lucifugus (little brown bat), 1121 nucleotides long. It is a transcript of the gene TRAPPC6B, whose product is annotated as trafficking protein particle complex 6B. Gene Ontology annotation, cellular component: cis-Golgi network; trans-Golgi network; TRAPP complex. Lineage: Eukaryota; Metazoa; Chordata; Mammalia; Chiroptera; Vespertilionidae. Bases 139 to 651 code for a protein of 170 amino acids. The record is from RefSeq and is a predicted model, not a curated record. The transcript has 6 exons. Gene Ontology annotation, biological process: endoplasmic reticulum to Golgi vesicle-mediated transport; regulation of GTPase activity.